AUGAGUGAAUUGAAUAUUGAUAAUGAUUUAGUCGAAUAUUCUUAUCAAAAGCAACGAAUUUGCAAUGUACAAAUGGAUGAGCAUAACGUUUAUAAACGAUAUGUUUUAAAUGAAAAAAAAUGGCCAACCGAUAAAAUUUCGUGGUCGUUUCGAGAUCCAUUUCACCUUAUUAAAAAACAAAUACAAUUUUACAGUAUCAAAAAAUUAAUCGAGAAUGCAUUAAAAUUGUGGUCAGAAGCAUCAAAUGGUACUUUGAACUUUCAAGACAAAUCACCAUUAUAUGGUUUUAAUGACCAAAUAGGCAAUUUGGAUAUAUUUUUUGCGAAAUAUGAUCACGGUGAUAAGGAAUCAUUUGAUGGACUUGGUGGGAUUGUGGCGCAUUCAACAUAUCCAUUAAGUGGAAUGAUACAUUUUGAUGGAUCUGAAAUAUGGUCGACAAAUGGCCAAAAUGAUGACCGUUUAGAUUUGCGAUAUGUAUGCUUGCCAUUAUAA
Messenger RNA from Dracunculus medinensis (Guinea worm), 492 nucleotides. Lineage: Eukaryota; Metazoa; Nematoda; Chromadorea; Rhabditida; Dracunculidae. The record is from the annotation of a GenBank genome assembly.